AUGCCUACAUUCUUGGCUACAAGUGAUCUGGAACACUAUGACAAAACUCGACAUGAAGAAUUUAAAAAAUAUGAAAUGAUGAAGGAACAUGAAAGGAGGGAGUAUUUGAAAACACUUAAUGAAGAAAAGAGAAAAGAAGAAGAAUUGAAAUUUGAAGAAAUGAAGAAAAAACAUGAAAAUCAUCCCAAAGUCAAUCAUCCAGGAAGCAAAGACCAACUGAAAGAGGUAUGGGAAGAGGCCGAUGGUUUGGAUCCUAAUGACUUUGACCCCAAGACAUUUUUCAAAUUACAUGAUGUCAAUAAUGAUGGCUUCCUGGAUGAACAAGAAUUAGAAGCCCUGUUUACUAAAGAGUUGGAAAAAGUAUAUGACCCCAAAAACGAAGAAGAUGAUAUGGUAGAAAUGGAGGAAGAAAGACUUAGAAUGAGGGAACAUGUAAUGAAUGAGGUUGAUGCUAACAAAGACCGACUGGUGACUCUGGAUGAGUUUAUGAGAGCAACAGAAAAAAAGGAAUUCUUAGAGCCAGAUAGCUGGGAGACAUUGGAUCAGCAGCAGUUAUUCACAGAGGAAGAGCUAAAAGAGUAUGAAAAUCUUAUCUCUUUACAAGAAAAUGAACUAAAGAAAAAGGCAGAUGAGCUUCAGAAACAGAAGGAAGAGCUACAACGUCAGCAUGACCAACUUGAAGCUCAGAAACUGGAAUAUCACCAGGUUGUACAGCAGAUGGAACAAAAAAAAUUACAACAAGAAACUCCUCCAGCAGGGCCAGGUGGAGAACUGAAAUUGAAGCCACAUAAUUAAAAUUCGAAGCCCAUCAGAACUUGGAAGAAAACUGUUACCAACAUCUGUUUCAUUUUUUUUACCUCCCUUCCUUUUUCUCUGAUCAAUAAAUACUUUAAAGCAUAUAUGGAAUAAAGGAAGAUACUUUUCAAAUGAGAACACAUUUUUUGGACACAGAUAUGUAAGGAUUGACGUCUACAAGAACCAGGAAGACAAACUCAAUAUUUGCUUCCAUUUUCACAUUUCCUCCCUUUUUUCUUUGUUCACCUUUAGUGAUUUAACUAAAUGGGCAUAUGCCAUAAUUUAAUGAAACUAUCAGUGAGAUGCUAUUUAAGUGAGACACCUUCAUGACUUUUAAAAUCAGUAACUUGCUCUCACUCAUAAAAGUAGAUUUUCUUUUAUGGUCACUUAUUAUCCCCUCUCUCUGUGAAAGUCUUUGAUAUUAAUAGUUCUCCUAAGAAGAUCAUAGUAUUCCAGUGUUUUUGGUAAACUUUUCUUACUUUCUGCAGCCUUACUUACUAGAAAUUCUUUCACUGAACAGCUUUUGCUGCCACUUCAUGUCAUUUUCCAUUUGUAAUUCUGUUAUUCAAGAUCAGGUUCUGCUAAGCAUAACAGAAAAACCAAAGAUUGCAAUGGUUUAAACCACUGUUUAAAGAUUUUUUUCCCCCUCUUACAUAAAAGAAAUCUGGAAGUAGGUGGUGUCCCAGUUCCUGUUUUUAUGCCAUACUAUCCUCAGUUCAUGGUUUUUAUCCUCAACUUACUUCAUUCUCAUUGUCCAAGGUUGCCAUUUAGACAACAUAGGGCAAGAAAAGGAACUUUCCUCCAGUUGAAUGAGCUUCCUUAAGGCAGUUUUCCUGGAGAACCAUACAGCAUUUGAACUUGUACCUCACUAGCCAAAACUAGUGAGAAAUUCACCUGGUAAUUUACUUAACUAAGGAAGAAAGGGAAGAGGGAGAGUUUGGUGGGCAGCUUUCAAUUUUAACCCAAACAGCCAUGUUGGCUACUUAUAUAUCCAUGUACAUUUUUCUGAAACAUGGAAAACACUCAUUUCCUCUACCACGAAGGAAAACCACCCAAAUCUAAUCCAUUAUUAUAUAAAGCUCUAAGUCCAUGUAUUGGGGGUUAGUCUUCUCCAUCCAGUUAGGAUGUGGCUCCCUUUGUUUUGGCCAUCUACAAACUAAAAAGUAAGUUGUCAGUCCCAUGAGUUGCCAAACACACGCAUCAUGGUGGGAUAGGUGCAGGGGAAUGGCAAUAAAAUCAACCUUUUAGUGAAGGGGAAAAUGGGACUCAUAGCAGUCACUGAUCCACAACAAUUUAAAAAAAUACUGCUUAGCAAAAAUAACCAGGUCUCUCUGCUGUCAAUAAAUAUAUUCUUUGGUUUACCCAUCAGGCAUCCUGUUUCACCUUUCUGGGAGCAGCAUCCUGGUCUACUGUCCUCAGAGGCCCUUGGCUUUGCCCUUUAGGAAGUUCUUAUUAUCUAUUAAUUUUCAAGGCCAUAUUGGGGCAUGUGAAAGUAAACCCUUCUUGGAGGCUGUGUAGCCAUACUACUUCCCUUCCUGUUAUUGUGUGAGAUUGUUUUAGAUAGUUACAGGCUUUUGCAGGCUGGGUUUGGGAAUUUAAUUUAUUUUCAUUUCCUUUAGUUCUUUGGCAAACAGUUCCCUGCAAGAGUAAUAAGCUGCUGGUCUGUUUUCUUUAAUUAUUACCAAAGAUCUUGUUAAGACAGUUUUUAACAUGAAUCACAUCUUUUAUUUGCUGACCUCUGUACUCGGUCUCCUCCCCUUGGGUCUUAACGGAAUGGUACCUACUCAGAACUAUUUUAAACAUAGAUUUGGAUAGGAUGGCAACAGUUUUAAUCUGACCUUUUCCCCUAGUGUGACUCCCGUUACUCAAAGGAAGGUGCUUGAAAAUGGCCUUAGAGCCUUUAAAACUGUUUGAGUUUGGAGUAUGUUGGUAGUUGAAAUUUUCACUUCAUCAGGGCUCCAGACUUGGGAUUUUGUCAAUGUUUUGUAGACAAAGAACAAUGCCCUCAUCAAGUUAAAUUCCAUUGCAUCUCUGCAGACCUCUUGCUCUGAGUCAUAUCUCUCUUAUAAGAUUGAAAGAGGCAAGAACCAGACAGCAUUCUGCUAGCAUUCUAAAGUUCUACCAUCACUUUCUCUGAUAGCUUUACCUCCUUUGUCAGGAGUCUUAUUACCCAAAGCCCUACCUUCUCAACCAAGUUAACUCCAUAUUUAAGAUCAUUUUACCUAUUGCACCUUAUUUGUAGGUACCAAAUUCUGUGUAUGUCAAGAUUAUCGGUUUAGGUAAGGGGAUCUUCCUAAUUGGUUUUUAAACAGAAUGAGAUUGAUGAAGAGAUAUAGUUAGCUUGCAGAAUCUUUGGUAGGGCUAAAGAAACAGAACCUUGUCUGAGCUUCCAGGAGCUAUAUCAAGAGUGAUAUGUCAAAGAAGCUGAUGCUUUUGGAACAAUCAAGAAGCAACCUGGUGGAUCAGGAAGUCAUCUGCUGGAUUAAACAGCUGUGAAUAGUUCCCAGCUCCAGAAAUACACCAACUCUGCUGUGCUUUGUGUCGGCAAAAAAUGGAUACCUCAUGUUCUGUCGCUCUCUCCUUUGACUCAGUUCUGAACAGAAGUCUCAACUGUGCAGUACAAUCAAGAAGAAAAUGAAAAAGGGCCAAAUUAGAUGAUGAGCUUCCUUUUCAUGCAAGAUUUUUAUCCCUUGAAGAGCCUGCUGGAGAAGUCCACCUUCUCUCAACCACUGGUGCCUCAUCGUCACACUUUUUAAAUUCAUUUGUCUUUGUUGGAAUCAGGAGACUAAGGAGUAUUAAGCAAAAUGCAAAGUUUGCUUCUUUGUUCCUUGUGGGUGAUAUAAAGGCAGCUUGCUUUCAAGGUGUGAGAUUUCAAGGAAAUCAAAUAUUUUCCUUUUUUGUAAUAUCAUCAGCAGGAUUCCAAUAUUUCUCUACCUACCUUUAGAUUUUUAAAAAAUGAAUAAUUAGCUGUGAAUUAGUAACUAUUUCUUAUCGACUCCAAGAACUGAGCCAUAAAAAGCAGCAGCAGCAAGUGGGGAAGACACCAAAUUGAAAAAUUUAUGUUUCUUGUUACCAGCACUGCCAAUAUUUUUAUUGAGACAAAAGCAAAGCAAAACCAAACUAGUGAAACCUUCGAUUAAAUUUUAGGAAUUGAGGUUUUUUUAAAAAAUGUUGUCUGUAGCAUUAUAUAGGGAAAAACACAUUCCAUGUUUAUUAUCGAUCGAUGUCUACUAUUUCGCUGCAGGGCUUUUUGUUUACAUAUUAAUUGUCAGUCACAUUCCUGAUGAAACACCAUGAGCCUACCUGGGUGUCAGCCAGCCCCAGACAGCACAUUUUUCCUUACAUGUGCACCUUCUAGUUGCCUUCCAAUCUCUGCAUACCUGUACACUAGUGUAUUGUUUAUAAUUUGAUAUUCUAUUUUGCUGUGUAAAUUUUCUUACCUCCUUCUGUUUUAUCCUUAGUAAUAAGUAUAGGAAAAUCCCAAGACUUUCGUAGAUUAUGAACAUAGAGCUCAUUGUUUAAAUAUUAAAGUCUAUUAUGUUACAAUUCUUGUAAUUGUGCCAUUCCCUGGAAUUUAAAAAUGAAUGAUUGUUUUGCCACCUGAUUUUAAAGUUAAAACUCAUCGGAGAACUUUGAAAGUAAGAGAGAAAAAAAUUCAGUCCCAUCUAGUUCUUUUUGCUGUCUCCUAUGAAUUGUAUUAGAAUGUUACUUUUGUUCAAUUUUAGUCCAUUUUAUUAUUUUUUUAAGAUUUAUUUUAUUUUAUUAUGCAUACAAGAACAGGGGUGUAGGCGAGAGCUGCAGGGGGUGAGAGGAUUCACCAGAGGAUUCUGCAGAACACACAGAUCUACUGAGAUACACUGCUGAGGGAGCAGGGGGUGAGACAGGAGAGGUCUACUGAGUCAUGUGGGUCAGCUCCCUGGCUAGGGAUUGAACUCAUGCCACAGUGGCUGGCAGGGGCUGGCGAUAGCUUGAUAGUGAUGAGAUUUUAACCCCCGCGCCACCAGGGAGGCCCUUUAGUCCAUUUUAAAUGUUUAUUUUUAGUAAUAUGAGACUGUUUGUUAUUUAAGUGAAUCCCUACCCUCACUUUAGAUUCCCUAGGUAAUAGAGUGUGAAGAAAUGAAAGGCCACGCCAUCCUGUAUUUGUACAGUGUUGCUUUAUCUAUUUUGCUGUCCACUAUCACCUUCAGUUGUUCAAGCAAUUUGAGUUUGCUUUUCUUUUUGCACUUUAUCCUUUCUGUUCAUGGUGUUGCUACUUCAUAAAUAUUUCCUUAUUUGAGUAGUGAUUAUUUCCUUUUUCAAGGAAAUUAUUAUUAUUAAAGGGAAUUAUUUCUUUUUAAAAACAUGUUGGGGAGAAGGGAGAGAGGGAUAUUGGGGUGAUGUGAUAGUGUAGUGGUGCUCCAGCUUUGGUGGAGGGUGAGUGAAGCAAAUGCAUGUUGAAGUGUGACGUUCUACUCCCCAAUGAUACAGUUAUGCGAACAAUAUAGCAACUCAAUGGCAAGAAUGCAAAUUAACAGAAUUCGAUUAAACAAAAGCAUUAAUCGCCAUGCUUCUUAAUGUUUUAAACACUUUCAUGGUAGUGUCAAAACAUGUUUGUCAAACACAGCAGCUUAAAACUCCAACCCCCUUUAUGUAGUAAUUCCUUCUCAUUCUAUAGCACUAAGUAAUGGAUCUUAGAAUUUGUCUCUUAAUUUUUUUUUUCCGGCUAUGUCUCAGUUCUAGCCCUGUAUACAUUUCUUGUUUCCUUUGAUGAGUAAGUGUUUUUACUCUCUGACAUUCACAGUAUGUUUCAUUGAGAUUCAAGGUUGAUCUUGGAAAAUGAAAACCAUAUUGAAGAAAAGUCAGUUUUUCUAGAGCUUCUUAGGCAAGCAGCUCAUCAUGCCUAGAGUGGUUUCUGAGUGCUUUUAACUCUGAAAAAAUUCCUAAUUCAGUAGACACUGUGUCUGACUCUGCCUUUGAGAGAGUGAACCAGCCGGGAUGUGGAGCAUCAGCCCUGGAUGAAUGUCCUUGUUCAAUUCCUUAGCUUCUUGGUAACUUCCUUAAAUAAUACCAGUCUAAAAAUUUUUUUGUGCAUCCCAGCAGAUAUUUUUUUUAAUCAUACAGUUAUUAAUAAAGCAAAAAAUCCCACAAAAAACCGGCAAACCAAUUCAGGGUGGGAGAAGGGCGGGUGG
Talpa occidentalis (Iberian mole) is the source of this 5963-nucleotide messenger RNA. Its product is annotated as nucleobindin-2-like. The coding region runs from base 1 to 795 and encodes 264 amino acids. The transcript has 10 exons. NCBI's taxonomy places the organism in Eukaryota, Metazoa, Chordata, Mammalia, Eulipotyphla, Talpidae. The record is from RefSeq and is a predicted model, not a curated record. Gene Ontology annotation, molecular function: calcium ion binding. Gene Ontology annotation, cellular component: endoplasmic reticulum-Golgi intermediate compartment; extracellular exosome.